Messenger RNA from Trichomycterus rosablanca, 3473 nucleotides. It is a transcript of the gene pgap2, whose product is annotated as post-GPI attachment to proteins 2. Lineage: Eukaryota; Metazoa; Chordata; Actinopteri; Siluriformes; Trichomycteridae. The coding region runs from base 220 to 987 and encodes 255 amino acids. The transcript has 5 exons. Gene Ontology annotation, biological process: GPI anchor biosynthetic process. Gene Ontology annotation, cellular component: Golgi membrane; endoplasmic reticulum membrane. The record is from RefSeq and is a predicted model, not a curated record.
AAAUGUCGGUAUAAUCGGUUUUACCAAUAUUUUAACUGUCGGUAGCACAAAGCGCAACAGUGCUAAGCAGCUAGCAGGACCGUGGGCGGUGAGAUAAAUGCUAACUAGUGGAUUGUAUUUCAACUCUAAGAGCUUUUGUAUUUAAUAGUCCAGUAAAUAUCAGUUCUCUGAGAUGGAGUGUGUCAGUACAGCAGGGUUUAUCCUAACCUGUGUGUGAACAUGAGCAGUAUGCUUCCUUACGGUGGUGCUGAGCGGGAUAAGCCGCUGUUCAGAGUUAAUUUAAGUAUUUUUUCGGUAGUAAUUGUGUGUUUACCUUUGAUCGGAUUCUUCGCCUGUAUCACUCUGUCUAUACUGUAUCACUACAAUGAAGCCACAUACACUCACUGCCAGGUCAACAACUACCUUCCAUCGGUCAGUGCAGCCAUCAGUCUCACACCAGAGCGCUACAUCUGGCGGUUCUGCAUUGGCCUACACUCUGCCCCACGAUUGCUGAUAUCAACAACCUACUUUAACUUUUACAGAGGACGUUUUGCCAGGCAGACCAUGGACCUGUUACUAAGCGUCUUUACAUUUUUUUUGGCCCUGACUGAAAACAUUGGACUGCUGCUGCUCACCUACGUCUGUUCUACUGAAAACUAUAGUCUUCAUAAAUAUGGCUUCAUCACUUUUGUUUCGAGCUCUUUGCUUCACAUGCUGUGCACCUGCAAACUGUGGCGGGUCAUUUCAAAGUACUCCCUCAGCUCUGAGGACGUGACCUCAUACCGCUAUAAGUUCCGCCUCUUCCUCUUCAGCAUUUGCUGCUGUGGGCUUGCUGCGUACUUCUUCAGGCGCCACAACAAGUAUUGCGAACCAGGAAUUUACACCCUCUUCGCUUUUUUUGAGUACCUGGUUGUGAUCGCCAACAUGGCCUUUCAUAUGACCAUCUUCUGGGACUUUGGGAAUAGAGAGAUUAUGGUGGUAGUGCCACCCGAGGGCAAGCGCGUCUGACAAAAGUACCUAACUAUGGAACCGCAGGAAAUCUUGGCCCAAAUACCUGGACUGUUUAUUCUUGUACUUAAGUUAUGAUGUGAAUAUUGUGUUUGUACUUUUUUACUGUUUACAAAAACUGUUUACAAAGGACGCAUUGUACAGUGUUUCAUAUAUUUGCUAAACAAAACUGAAUCUGGGAUUUUUUGCACAAUUGAUAUUUUUAGCCUGGUAUUUUUACAAAACUUGAAAAGAUUUUUUGGGUUGGGACAAAUUUUGUGUACUAAUUUAAAAUAAUGGCAGAACGUUGUCGUGAAACAUGAAACUGGAAGCACAUUUGGGUUAUUUUUCAUAAAAUUGGAAAUAUUGCUCUUAACUGACCUUAAACCUGUUUUACUUCUUGCAUGUAUUUGGAACCUUAAUGCCACUGACUUUAACUUAUGACGCUCAGGUGGCACAGUGGUCCAAUGUGCUAACCCACUAAUCAGGUUUGAACCUCAACCAUGCGCCUACACAGACAUGAUUGUGUGUGCGUGUAGGGGGAGGAAAUGGUCAAGCCGGGGUUCCUCAUUGCUGCAGCAGUUUGGCCUCGACUGGCUUAUAGAGGUGCCUGCACAUAAGACAGUUGAUCACGGAUGACAGCGCAUGGCUCUCUGUAUUCAGUUCUGCACUCUGUUCAUCCCCCUUCAGGCAAGUGAAAACAAGCGGUCGGGCGUGUGACAGUCUGUGGUUCACCUCAAGAGGGAGUUUUGGGUCAAAACAAUUAGGAUUUUACUAGAUUGGGUAGAAAAAGAAGAAAAAUAGUAAAUCAGCAAUUUGGGGGAAAACAUUUAUUAUAGGGUAUUUUAUUCUUGUGACCAUUUUAAGUAUCCCAGCACCUGAUGCGAACAUUUUACACUAGAAAUUUGCAGUAUGGGUGCUCGGGUGGUGCAGAGGUCUAAAACGCUAACAAACUACAGCAGAGUGUUUAAAAGGUGGAUUUACUUUGACCUUCUGUUUAUAGUUCUGCAUCAUUCUUCACAAACAUCAGUCCAGCAUUCAGAUUUCCAAUGUUCUUAAUACAUUAAUAUGAAACUGUUGGUCUAUGAAUAGUAUUACAUAUCUGUUCAUUGUCUUGAGGCAGGUCUGUGAUUUGGGUCUUUCUUUCAUAAUUGUACACUCACUGACCACUUUAUUAGGUACAACUGUCUGCUAUGUACAAUCAUUAUUUUAAAAGCUACACCAACCAUGUAUCAUGUGAGUGUACAGUUACUGACUGUAGCCCUUCUGUUGUUCUGUACACUGUUAAACAUUAUUUAAAAUCCCAACAACACCGCUACACCUGCUACACUGAUACCAGAAUACAAAGUACCGCGUCAUUAUCAUGUUAGUGUCAUCACAGCGCUGAGAAUGUUCCACCAACCAAAAAUCAUCUGGUCAGGAGUGCACUUUUUAUUGAAAAAUUGGGUACUGGCGUGACCAAGUGUACAGACCAACAGAUGGGCUACAGUCAGUAUAACUGUAUAUUAUAUACAUAUUAAUGAGAACAAUAUUUUAAUAUUCAGAAAAAAAUAAUGACAAACUUUUUAGGAAUAAUUUAUAUUGUAAUUUUAAGUACAGUCAUAAAUUAAAAAUGUGCACUCUUUUUAUUUGAUGAGUGUCAGACUAGCACAUCUGGUCAUUUCUGUCAUGAUGAGUGUGUUCUCCCUCUGUACCAAAUGGUUUAUAGAUCAGUGUGAAAUAAAUUUCUGUAAUAUAUAAUGCAGCUUUAGUUUUUAUUUUUCAUUGUUAUUCUUUGCAGGCACUCGGGUGGUGCAGCAGUCUAUUAAACUAGCCCAUCACCAGACAUAACUGACUUCUCCAGUUUGUGUGCAGUAGCCGGUCGCUUCUUUUCACCUGCACAAAGGUUCAUGUAGAGAUCCGUAUUAUGCACCAAAAUCCAUUUACCCCCCUUGUCAUUGUGCAGAUACCAUCGAUCAGCCAGCAGAUGGUGUAAUUGCAGCAGUCAGAAGGAAUCCCCUCUGGCACUCCCACCCUUUGGACACGCCAAUUGACGUCUGGCCUAUUGGCCAACUGGGUGGAGUGGACGAGGCCCCGAGAUGGAUUAAUUCCCUGUCCAGGGUGUUCCUUCCUUUCACCCAGUGUUUCACAUUAGAACCAGGCCUGUAAAAGUAGACAUGUUGGACGAAAUUCCCUUUUCUUUGUUUGUACAAAAGUCAUUAUCUGUUUUUAAAUAGACUGUGGCAGAAGUAAAUCUGAUAGCACAAAACUCUAAAUGGUACAGAACAGUCAAGUGUUGACUGUUUAUUACAUGAUACUGUCAGAACCAGGCGUUUGUGUGUUAUUUCUUUCCACCAACAUGUAAACAAAUGAAUAAAGCUGCAGAACAAAGCAUCACUGUUAUAAUGGGAAAAGCAAAUGCAGCUACUGAGAGCUCAUUUUACUGUCAAAUAAGUGAAGUAACCCUACCAGGACACGUAGUACAUGAGAAAAACCCAUCACGCUGAUGAACAUGCAGAUACAUAAUG